Molecule: messenger RNA, 3756 nt
Organism: Rubroshorea leprosula
Lineage: Eukaryota; Viridiplantae; Streptophyta; Magnoliopsida; Malvales; Dipterocarpaceae
Source: the annotation of a GenBank genome assembly
AUGCUUCCAAAUAAGUAUCUCCAGUAACAUGGCUAUUCUUCACCUUGGACGAGUAGCUAUUUCUGUUAGACAAAUUACUUCCUCUUCAGACUUUUUGGCUGCUCUUGAAUGCAAGAAUAUGUCAAAGCUUCUCUCAGGGUUAGGUUUCAUUAUGGCCAUCCUGAUAUUUUUGACAGAAUCUUCCACAUAACAAAUGGUGGUAUAAGCAAAGCUUCAAAAGUUAUUAAUUUGAGUGAGGACAUAUUUGCAGGGUUCAAAUCAACCUUGCGUGGGGGCUAUAUUACACAUCACGAGUACAUCCAAGUUGGGAAAGGGCGCGAUUUAGGAAUGAAUCAGAUAUCUGCUUUUGAGGCAAAGGUUUCAAAUGGCAAUGGGGAGCAGACAAUUAGCCGCGAUGUUAAUCGGCUUGGACUCAAGCUAAAAAUGGUAUGCACCUUCAUAGGAAACCACCCCCCGAGAGGCAAUAUGGACAACCAGGACAAUACUCAACUUUUGGAAAGCGACCUCAAUGACUUCCAACCAAUGUCGAGAAACCUUUUCGUGGGAGGAGUAGAACAAGAACAAUCAAAUACUUUAGAUGAUGAACGAACACCUACUGGGGGUGAACAACCAGUAGUAGUAGUUGCAACCCACAACUCCCCAGCUUUAAGUAAUGUGGUGGUUCCAACCAAGCCAAGGAGAAGUGGAAAGCUAAAUCCAGAGCCCAGCUCAUCCAAACACAAUGAUGAAUUAAUGAAGAAAAACGCAGAACUUAAGAAGCAGUUAAAAGACAUACAAAGGUCUGUUGAUGAGCUAAAGAGUCCAAGAUCACGACAACAAGCCUUGGAUUUGGACAGUGCCCCUCUCAACCAAUCCAUUACUGUAGAGCCAUAUCAAGAGGGAUUUAAAAUUCCCCAUUUAGAAACAUAUGAUGGUUCCGACGACUCGGAUGAACACUUACACACUUACCAAGCCAUCAUGAAAAUUCAAAAUGCUACUGAUGCAAUGAUGUGCAAAAGAGAGAUAAAGCGUACUACUACUGAGUUAAUGCAAGUUCACCAGAAGAAAGGAGAAUCUUUGAGAGACUAUAUGCAAAGGUUCAACAAAGCCACCCUAGACAUUGAUAAUGUCUCUAACACCAUCUGUUUGUUUGCCCUACUGCAUGGUUUAAAACCUGGUCGGUUCUUGGAUGACCUGCUAGAGAAUCCACCAAAGUCAUGGAACGAAGUAAAUGACAGGGGCAAGGGUAUCAACUCGGCAACAAUCAAAAUCCUUAUCAAGGGAGUCAGUACUCAUUUGAGUUUGGCAGAACCUACAGAGGACGUCCAUUCAACCAGGGAAGAACUUGAUGUGGUGAUGCCCCAUGCUAACCCCUUCGUGGCAAUAGUUCACAUAGGUAAUCAUAACGUCAAUAAAGUCUUCGUUGAUAUGGGCAGCUCUCCCAACAUCUUAUAUUGGAGCUGCUUCCAGAAGAUACAAUUAAACCCAGCUUCCAUGCAGAGAUAUGAAGGGCCUAUAUAUGGGUUUGAUAAUCAGCCCGUCCCAGUUGAAGGGGUGAUCACACUUCCAAUCUACAUGGGUACUGAGCCGCGAUUUAGGAUGGCGUUUGUCAGCUUCUUGGUGGUGAAGAUGGAGUCAGCUUACAAUGCCAUAAUUGGGAAAGCCACUCUUUGCGAGCUAAAAGUUGUCAUUUCUCAGCCACACCUCUACAUGAAAUUCCCAACUCCUCAUGGAGUAGGGAUACCAAGCCAACCGGGUCUACAGGCGAUGAGUAUCUCUGACAUAGACCACCGUCCAAAGAACAUAGAACAUAAAGCUGAACCAGUUGAGCCAAUAGAAACAAUUCCAUUAAACCUCGAUGAACCAGAAAAGACGGUGAAAAUUGGAACUAAGCUCACAGAGAAAGAAAGAGCAAAGCUCCUAGAGUUCUUAAAAGCCAACCAAGAUGUUUUUGCGUGGACAACGGUUGAAAUGCCUAGAAUUUCGUCAGAAUUGGCAGUUCACAAGCUUAGCACAGACUCGACCAAAAGGCCAGUGGUGCAAAAACACCGCCUUAUGGGCCCUAAGAAGCAAGCUGCAAUAGAUGAAGAGGAAAAGACAGUAUUUUAUGCAACGGAUGCAAUCUAUUGUUAUGUUAUGAUGCUGUUUGGUUUGAAGAAUGCUGGUGCAACAUAUCAAAACGUGCGAGCUGAAGAUCAUAUUGACGACCUAAAAGAAACAUUUCAGAACCUACGCGGAGCACAAAUGAGGUUAAACCCGUUGAAAUGUACAUUUGCUGUGGAAUCAGGCAAAUUUCUAUGGUAUGUGGUGUCUAAGAAAGGAAUCGAGGUUACUUUUGCACUCGUUUGUACUGUCCGAAAACUAAGGGCCUAUUUCCAAUCUCACAAAAUUGUCAUCUACACCGACCUACCAUUGAAGAAGAUAUUACAGAAGCCUAAGUUUUCUGGUCGGCUAAUUGGGUGGGUGAUCGAGUUGAGUGAAUAUGACCUCAAGUUUCAACCACGCACAACCAUUAAGGGCCAAGCUUUAGUAGACUUUAUAGUAGAAUGCCACCCACUGGCUAUAGAAGAAACCGUGCUGUCAGGCUCAGUAUGGGCUUUGUUUAUAGAUGGGGCUGUAAGUGUUGAAGGAUCAGGGGUAGGGGCAGUGCUAACAGGCCCAAAUGGUUUCAAAUCUAAGCAUCCACUAAGAUUUAAUUUUAAGACAAUGAAUAAUGCCGCCGAAUAUGAAGCACUCAUUUAUGGUCUAAAGUUAGCGUCUGAGCUGAAAGCGUCAUUUUGUGGUGAUUAUGGUAUCGAACUCUCUUUUACGUCCGUAUACACUCCACAGUCAAAUGGGCAAGCAGAAUCAGCUAAUAAGAUUGUAUUGCGAGGACUUAAGACAUGCGUCUUAGCCACACACUCCAAUUGGGUUUAUGAGCUCAACAAGGUAUUAUGGUCAUGCUGCACAACUCCAAACUCGGCCAUGAGAGAAACCCCAUUCUCCCUUGCUUACGAAGCUGAGGUUGUCCUUCCUAUGGAAGUAGGUUUAUCGACUAACAAAUCUGCCCGGCAUGAUAAUCCUGAUAACGAGCAACUCCUAAGAAAAAACCUAGACCUUGUGAAGGAGCCAGCCCUAGUGAAAUGGAAGUGCAGAGAGCCGGCUCUGGAAGCUGCAGUCGGCUCCACAGGUAAAAAUUUGAAGAUUGUUGUUUGGCGCGCGCAGAGAAAAGACACAAAGCCGGCUCCAACUUUGCAGCCGACUAAUGGAGUGCCAUCCUGGAUAGCCGGCUCUGGAAGUGUAAGCCGGCUCUGCAGAGCCGACUCUCUUGACAAUCCUGCAACUCGAGCUUUGUGUCCUGCAGGGCAUUUAAUGACCCCCAACGACUAGUAACGGCUAUUUUCGACCAUGGGGUUAUAAAUAUGGUUGGUAGAAGGUCUGAAGAGGUUUAGAGAGCAUUGUAUUGAGUAUCUUUGCCUACUUACUUGAGCUUUAACUUGAGUUUUUAAUCUUUGAGAGAUCUUUGUUUGUAAUCCUCUUCUUGUGCUAUUAGUGAAUGAUCUUAGGGGUGUGUUGAUUCCUUCAAGAGUGAUCUGUAGAGAGGAUCUUUGGGGUUUAAGUGUAAAGGGGUGAGAUUUGAGAGAAACCCUUCUUCUUGUAAAGGAUUGAGUGGCUCCUUUAAGCCACCAUUGUUUUUGUUAGUGGAGAGUGUGGAGGAAAUCCUUGGUGAGUGAAGCCAAGGUAGAGGAUUAAACUCCAAGUGGUUGGACCGAACCUCUAUAAAAUCAUUGUGCAAGC